Pseudogymnoascus destructans is the source of this 1805-nucleotide messenger RNA. RefSeq names its product Carbon-nitrogen hydrolase (gene NTA1). The transcript has a single exon. Gene Ontology annotation, biological process: protein catabolic process. Gene Ontology annotation, molecular function: protein-N-terminal asparagine amidohydrolase activity; protein-N-terminal glutamine amidohydrolase activity. Lineage: Eukaryota; Fungi; Ascomycota; Leotiomycetes; Thelebolales; Thelebolaceae. Bases 94 to 1107 code for a protein of 337 amino acids. The record is from RefSeq and is a predicted model, not a curated record.
CGGAGAACCAACGAUUAUAGGAGGCCUUCGUUAAGCAGAACCAGCCUAACGUAUAAUGCGCCCUGCCCCCCCCAUCACACCCCCACCACCAAAAUGCGCAUCGGCUGUCUCCAAUUCGCAGCCCAGCUCGGCGAAGUCAAGCCCAACAUCGCCCUCGCCGACAGCAUCCUCACCCUUUCCGCACCCCCUAACCUCGACCUCCUCGUCCUCCCCGAACUCGCCUUCACAGGCUAUAACUUCAAGUCCCUCCACGCCAUCGCGCCCUUCCUCGAGCCCACGACCUCCGGGCCCAGCGCGGAAUGGGCGCGCCAGACGGCACGGAGGCUCAAUUGCACUGUUGUUGUCGGAUACCCCGAAUCUGUCGAUGUGAGCGCGGAAUGGCCGGCGUCGCCGGAAUACUAUAAUGCUGCGGUGGCAGUGUCGUCCUCGGGUGCAACGCUCGCGAAUUACCGCAAAUCGUUCCUGUAUUAUACUGAUGAGACGUGGGCGCUAGAAGGGCCGGAUGGAUUCUUCCAUGGGGAGUUUGAAAGGCUGGGUGAUGUGGCGAUGGGGAUUUGUAUGGACCUCAACCCGUAUAAAUUCGAGGCCGCGUGGAACGCCUGGGAAUUCGCGUAUCACAUCAUCCAUGUCGAGGCAAGGGUGGCGAUUGUAUCGAUGGCGUGGCUAACGCGCGAAGAGGCGGGGCCGUAUGGAGAGCAUCCCAAGGAGCCGGAUAUGGAGACUCUUGCCUACUGGGUGGCGAGGCUGGAGCCGCUGGUGAGGAGGGAGCAGGAGGGCGAGAUCAUUGUGGUGCUAGCGAAUCGGGUGGGCGUGGAGGGCGAUGCGGUGUAUGCGGGCACGAGCACGGUGCUGGGGAUUGAGGGGGGAGAGGUGAAGUUGUAUGGGGUGUUGGGGAGAGGGGUGGAGGAUCUGUUGGUCGUGGAUACCGAGAAGGGGCCGUUGGGGAAGCUGGUUAGUGCGGCGGCGGCGGCGGCGCAGACGGAGAGCGACGUGUCGAGGAGUGGGGAGAGUGUGGGGAGCCCGUUGGGUUCGGGGCAGGAUGAGAGGGAUAAGAGCUCGUCGGCGGAGACGUCAGUUUCGCCUGGGAAGUCUGUGUCGCCCCAUUGAUACCGUGGAGGCAUACGAGUGGUCUAAAAUUGGGUUUCAACGGUUUUGAGCGGAGGAGUCGGGUGUUUUGUAGCGAUUAUGCUGCAUGUGAGCGUUUUUGUGUGCACGGUUAUGAUAGAUGAAGAGACGACCAAAAACCUAAAUGCAACAAUGAUAAAUGAAAUCCGAUGCUUCUGGCUCGUUUAAGGCGCCGUGAAUGCUCAACUUGCAGAUUAACGGCCAGGAAAGCAGUUACCAAUAGAAGAGAGAUGGGGUCGCCCCCUUUUUUUUCGAAUUAGCUUUCUUGCAAGGCCAUCUAUCUGGUCCGUCGGAUCGAGAAUUUACCUUUCUCGUUCGCCCGGCGACGACAGCAGAGCACGCGGUGACAAGAAGAUACCGACGGCAAGAGAGCUUCGACAGCAACACAGAGUUGACGGUGAGAGAAAACACAACGUCUUCAAAGUCUGACAGGAGCGCAGAGUUAUCGGCCUUGAUAUGAACCUUGGAUCCACGCACCAGCAAGAGCUUCACGUUCCGUCGUAUGCCACUGACAGUGCGUUGCUGUACGUUGGUGGAUGUAAAACUCAGAAUGUGUGCUUUGCCGUAGGUCAUCUAAUGUUAUACUCCGCCGAGGCAGCCUAUCUUGGAUGCGCUUGGUUGGAGACGACCUCUGUACAUUCUAUUAAUCUCGAUCUCAUAUAUACACCAUAUUAUACAAA